This is a messenger RNA of Penicillium oxalicum, 1425 nucleotides long. RefSeq lists its product as uncharacterized. The coding region runs from base 1 to 1425 and encodes 474 amino acids. The record is from RefSeq and is a predicted model, not a curated record. NCBI's taxonomy places the organism in Eukaryota, Fungi, Ascomycota, Eurotiomycetes, Eurotiales, Aspergillaceae. The transcript is spliced from 2 exons.
AUGCCUCCGCCGGUGACCCCGUCCCCCUUCCGCCCCUCCCGCCGGUAUCCUCCGUCACGACGCAGCGGGCCACAGUUUGCCAACUCGCCGCGGUUCUUGUUAUCGCAGUCAACACCACACAGGGGCGAUAUAGACAUAGUCGACGAUGAAACUGCUCUGCUGUCCACAGCUUCACCUACGAAUGAUGUAGUCGUGCAGCUUAUAUCAAGCACUACCCAGUCCCGCCGACAGAGGGAGUCGAUCGAUGAUUCGGAGGACGACAAAUGGUUGGACAAUGUAGACCCCCGAGAAAAGGGAGAGUCGGGACUUGCAACCGAUCAGAUCGAAAGCUCUCCACCUUUAAAUUCCCAAACACCUGGAUAUGAUGAUGCCAGAGAUGCCGGCACACGCUUCGCCUCAGCCGGAGACGGCAACAAGAGAGUACGUCUCUCCAUGCAGGGUGUCCCACCCCCAGCGAGCGUGGGUGAUGAUCUAGACGGGGCACUCUCGCCCUUGCCAGAGGUACAAGUCCCAAUACCGCAUGCGAUGCGAACGCCAGGUCCGCGAAUACCUCAACGGCCCGCUGUUACGCAGGAUGGGAGCGUGGGCGGCCUCCGGGCAACUCCCGACACGCACGGAAGACCACGGCCACCGGUUGUCGAGACACCUGGUAAUAACACACAAACACCAUUUCGAAACAGGCCGCGAUUUAUGCUGUCGUCGCAAAAGCCACGAAGCAGUCAGCCUGUACUCCUUGCUGAAAGUCCCUCGGCGACACAGUCCAGCUCACUAGAGAGGCGCAAGCCUACCUUUGUGCUUCCGCGUUCGCCAUCCCCAAAACAUACAGAAGACGACAUCCCUGCCCCGUUCUCACCAUCUUCGAAGUCGCUACAUCGACGUGGGAAGAAUCGGUCAGGAUUGAUGGGCUAUGUGCCCGGGGGGAUGGCAGCUGAGGUGCGGAGCUGGAUUCUUGAGACAGGAUCCAGGCAUGAGCAGGUCGGUUCGAAUCAGAGUCUUGACAUGUCGAGCAGGCAAUCUGCCGAAUUGCAUUGCUUCCUUGUAGCUGCUCGUGUCCUUGAAGUGAGACCCGCAGUUCUUAGUGGCUCGGGUGCACUAUCAUUCAUUCGAGCUGAGAAGGUCGCUGUCUUAUCAAAUGAAGAUACGCUGAACAACGAGUAUUUCAAUAUCGUUCUCAUGGGACCCCCUCGGUCGAAAAAAAGAGUUGUACAGCCGCCAUCGCGAGAUGGCGAGUCCUCAGACACAAUCUCUCCGGGGGAUUUGCUGGGAGUCCAGAGAGGUCUCUCGUGGUAUGUCACCUUGGCUGAAUACCAAGCGCUAUACGCUGCCAGUGGCGUCCUAGACCCAAUGGCUCAAGUCCGCAGACCUACCGAAUCCGAAGAGUGGCUAGUUUCCAUGCAGUGGGAGCUUGUCCAGAGGGCCACCUAG